CGCUGCACCACGCCGUUGUCGUGAACCGGCGUCGGAUAUCACUAGUAGUACUUCGAGUGGCAAGAUACGAUGGUAAUAAAUUCGACGUAAGAUUUGGUGUGCACCCAGCAUAGAGAUCUGUCUCCUUGUCUUUUAUUUCCUGGCCGUGCCGAUGGCGAGUUAGCACAGCAGUCUACAUGAGGCCAUUAUCUCUAGAAUGAUAUGCAUGUCAGAGUGCUUCACAACACCAUAGAAGAUAUGAUGAUGCGGCUUGAAGAGUUCGAAUCCAUAUUCGGCAUGGUUCAGUCGGAGGGUGCAGAAUGUCUUAAUGGACAAAUUCCACGCGUGCAAGUAGUACGGCAAGAAUUGACAAGCUUGUGUAGGCGCAUCGACGCCCUUGAGCAUGUCGUCGGACGGGCAAAUGUAACCCUUGUAUCCUUGGAAGCUGCUGUAGAUGCUGCCGAGGCAGAUCUGGGUGUACCCGAUUCACUCUUCAGCAAAUUGAAUCCGCUGUCCUUUUUCAAAAAGGUCCAAGAACCGGCAACCUCUACGAGAAUGCCAAUAUUCAACCCUCCAGUGCUGUACAAAACGGAAGAGUUCUUUAAUCCGGAAUAAAUUUUGGUUUACACGAUGAAUAUAGAAAUGCCACCUGACGAUAUCUCUAACCAUGAUGGGCUGAUCCAAACGGCGCUACCGCUUUCAUCAAAUCAACAAAAUUAUGUAUAAUUGGACUAAUGUAUGGAAAUUUUUAUUGUCACCUUUUCUCAUCGAAAGUGACAUUACUUCGAAACUUGAAGCAAUCGACAAGAAGCUGGUCAAGACAAGGUUCAUUCAACGUGCGUUGAAAAUCGUGUUUAGGGGCUGAAUUGUAAUUACAAUAUAUUUUGAUACUCGAAGCAGAGCAAAAACAUUUCACCCCUUGCCUCUUGCACCUGCAAUUGGCUGGUAUAAUUGAAGAAUAAAAAUAACAAUAUCGAGAAUGGA
This is a messenger RNA of Diprion similis, 963 nucleotides long. It is a transcript of the gene Blos4, whose product is annotated as biogenesis of lysosome-related organelles complex 1 subunit 4. Gene Ontology annotation, cellular component: BLOC-1 complex. Bases 202 to 594 code for a protein of 130 amino acids. Lineage: Eukaryota; Metazoa; Arthropoda; Insecta; Hymenoptera; Diprionidae. The record is from RefSeq and is a predicted model, not a curated record. The transcript has 4 exons.